Phacochoerus africanus (Common warthog) is the source of this 837-nucleotide messenger RNA. RefSeq names its product DR1 associated protein 1 (gene DRAP1). Bases 116 to 733 code for a protein of 205 amino acids. The record is from RefSeq and is a predicted model, not a curated record. NCBI's taxonomy places the organism in Eukaryota, Metazoa, Chordata, Mammalia, Artiodactyla, Suidae. The transcript has 7 exons. Gene Ontology annotation, biological process: positive regulation of transcription by RNA polymerase II; transcription by RNA polymerase II; negative regulation of transcription by RNA polymerase II. Gene Ontology annotation, cellular component: nucleus; negative cofactor 2 complex. Gene Ontology annotation, molecular function: RNA polymerase II general transcription initiation factor activity; transcription corepressor activity; transcription coactivator activity.
GAGGAGGCGGCACCAGGACCCGGGGGAACCGCGGCGGGCGGGCGACGAGCAGGCCCGGGGGCCGGGAGGCUGCGGGCGGCGGCGCUGGGCCCGGCGCGGCGAGAGAGGCCCCGAGAUGCCGAGCAAGAAGAAGAAGUACAACGCGCGGUUCCCGCCGGCACGCAUCAAGAAGAUAAUGCAGACGGAUGAAGAGAUUGGGAAGGUGGCGGCAGCUGUGCCUGUCAUCAUCUCUCGGGCACUCGAGCUUUUCCUGGAGUCACUGCUGAAGAAGGCCUGCCAAGUGACCCAAUCUAGAAAUGCCAAGACCAUGACCACAUCCCACCUGAAGCAGUGCAUUGAGCUGGAGCAGCAGUUUGACUUCUUAAAGGAUCUGGUGGCAUCUGUGCCUGACAUGCAGGGAGAUGGGGAAGACAACCACAUGGACGGGGACAAGGGUCCUCGCAGGGGCCGGAAGCCAGGCGGCGGCAGCCGGAAGAACGGUGGCAUGGGAAGCAAAGGCAAGGACAAGAAGCUGUCGGGGACAGACUCGGAGCAGGAGGAUGAGUCUGAGGAUACAGAUACUGAUGGGGAAGAGGAAACAUCACAGGCCCCACCCCAGGCCAGCCAGCCCCCUGCCCACUUUCAGAGCCCCCCGACACCCUUCACGCCCUUCACCUCGACUCUGCCUCUGCCCCCAGCGCCCCAGGGCCCCGCAGCACCUGACGCAGAGGACGAAGAAGAUUAUGACUCCUAGCGCCCUCUGCCCCCCAGGCCACACCCCCUUUUAGCUGCUCUGGGGGGAAGAGGGUAGAGCUGUUCUUAAAUUUAUUAAAAAAAUAAUAAAAGGGAAUUCCAGUA